CCACUUCCCACCCCCCAAAAAAACACACACAAAUACACAUAAUCACACUCUCUCUUUACCAUCUCUGUGUAACUGAAGCCUCCGUCGCAGGCGCUUCCUUUUCCCCGUAGAAAACCCACUGUCGGCUGCCCUUUUCACACCUUUUUCUUCUCUGUUCUUCAUCCAACAUCCAAUUAACUUCGCACAAUAAAGCACCAUCUAAUCAUAAUUAACUCCUCACUCCUCGUGAUUUGUACCUCCGUCUCUUUCAAGGACCACUGUGUCUGUCCCCAUUUUCAUAUAUACAUUCACUCUUUUCUGUUUUUUAUUCACUUGGUGGAGUAAUUUCAUGAUAUGAUGUGGGUUCGGGUGUUUAUUUCACAAUUUUCUUGUGAGUUUGUGUUUUAGAGGUUUGUUUUUGAAUCAUUCGUUUCGGAAGAAUUCAACCACCUGAGAGAAAUGUCACGCUCUCUUUGUUUUGUUUCAUUUUUCUUGUUCUUGAUGCGUUUUGGUCUUUGUUUGAAUCAAGAGGGGCGUUAUCUGGAACAGCUGAAGCUUGGAUUUGAUGACCCAGAUGGGUUUUUCUCCGACUGGAAUGAUUCCGCCGGCGAUACCCCUUGUUAUUGGAUCGGUGUUACUUGUUCUGAAUCAGGAACUCGGUUUGUUGUCUCUGUUGAUUUAUCAAAUGCCAAUGUCGCCGGUCCUUUUCCGUCUGUUCUCUGCCGUCUUUCAGGCCUGAAGUUUGUCUCUCUUUACAAUAACUCCAUCAACGGCACACUUUCCGACGAUCUGUCGACUUGUCGGAGUCUUGUUCAUCUUAAUCUUGCUCAGAACCUGCUCACUGGUACACUCCCGCACAGCUUGCCCGAGCUUCCAGAGCUAAAGUACCUUGAUUUAACAGGAAACAACUUUUCCGGCAACAUUCCGGCGAGCUUCGGGUUGUUUCAGAAGCUUGAAGUGAUUUCUUUAGUCGAUAAUCUCAUCGACGGGAAGAUUCCAGCUGAGCUCGGUAACAUUUCGACGUUAAAGCAGCUUAAUUUAUCAUACAACCUGUUUUCUCCCGGUCAGAUCCCGCCGGAGCUCGGAAACCUUACGAACCUCGAGGUGUUAUGGCUCAGCGGCUGCAACCUUAUCGGAUCGAUUCCCGACUCUCUGAGUCGACUCAGUAAACUCGUGGAUCUUGACCUUGCUAUUAAUAAACUCACCGGUCCGGUGCCCAUUUCGAUUACCGACCUAUCAAAUGUUGUUCAGAUUGAGCUUUACAACAACUCCUUCACCGGUGAGUUACCGGCGGUGGGGUGGUCGAAGAUGACGGCAUUGCGGCUGCUUGAUAUUUCGAUGAACUUAUUCACUGGGUCGGUGCCGGAGGAGCUAUGCUCUUUGCAGCUUGAAUCGCUUAAUGUUUAUGAAAACGAACUCGGAGGUAACUUUCCUGAAAUCAUAUCGAACUCUAGUAAUCUUUAUGAGUUAAGAUUGUUCGGAAACCGAUUUUCCGGCAGCCUGCCGAAAAACCUUGGAAAAAACUCACCUCUUACAUGGCUAGAUGUGUCUAACAAUCUUUUCUCCGGUGAAAUUCCUGCAACCUUAUGUGAAAGGGGUGCUUUAGAAGAGCUUCUAAUGAUACACAACUCGUUUUCCGGUGAAAUUCCGUCGAGUUUGAGCAAAUGUAGGAGCUUGAAACGUGUCCGUUUAGGAUACAACAAGAUUUCCGGCGAAGUUCCCGCAGGUUUCUGGGGUCUUCCCAUGGUGUCAUUACUCGAGCUCGCUGAAAACUCCUUCUCAGGCACAAUCGGAAAAACCAUCGCCGCAGCAGGGAACUUGUCAACCCUGAACAUCGCCAACAACAAAUUCUCCGGCGAUUUACCAGAUGAGAUCGGGUUUCUCAACAAUUUAAUCGAAUUCUCCGGUAGUAACAACCAAUUCUCCGGCUCAUUACCUGCCACCAUUGUUAACAUUCACCAGUUAACCAAGCUCGACCUCCACAACAAUGGAUUCUCAGGUCGAAUCCCAACCGGAAUCAAUUCUUUGAGAAAACUAAACGAACUAAAUCUAGCAAACAACAAAUUUUCCGGCAACAUCCCAGACAAAAUCGGCGAAUUAUCCGUCUUAAACUACCUCGACCUCUCCAGCAACCAAAUCUCCGGCAAAAUCCCAACUGGAUUACAAAACCUCCGGCUAAAUCAACUCAAUCUAUCAAGCAACAGUCUCACCGGAGACAUCCCACCAGUAUACGCCAAAAAAAUCUACAUCAACAGCUUCUUAGGCAACCCGGGUCUCUGUGGCGACAUCGAAGGUUUAUGCGACGGAAAAAACGUCACUAAAAACACCGGUUACAUUUGGUUACUCCGUUCCAUUUUUGCCCUCACUGGUAUCCUUCUAAUCUUCGGUCUUUGUUGGUUCUACUUUCGUUACAAAACCUUCAAAUCCAAUAAAGAAGCAACCACAAUCGAUAAAUCAAAAUGGACCUUAAUGUCAUUUCACAAGCUAAGUUUCAGCGAAUACGAAAUCUUGGGAGCUUUAGAUGAAGACAACGUGAUCGGAACCGGAGCUUCCGGAAAAGUUUACAAAGUCGGGUUAAGCAAUGGUGAAACUGUCGCGGUUAAAAAGCUUUGGGCCGGGUCAAAACCGGGUGGGUUUGACGAUGAGGAUGUUGAAAACGGGUUCUCGGGUCCGGGUCAUGAUAACGGGUAUGAAGCUGAAGUGGAAACAUUGGGAAAGAUUCGACAUAAGAAUAUUGUUCGAUUAUGGUGUUGUUGUUCUACAAGAAAUUGUAAGCUUUUGGUUUAUGAGUAUAUGGUGAAUGGAAGUUUGGGGGAUUUGUUACAUAGUAGUAAAAGUGGGUUGCUUGAUUGGCCGGUGAGGUAUAAGAUUGCGGUGGACGCCGGCGAGGGGCUGGCGUAUUUGCACCAUGAUUGUGUUCCGGCGAUCGUUCAUCGGGAUAUUAAAUCGAAUAAUAUUUUGUUGGAUGCUGAUUUUGGAGCACGUGUGGCUGAUUUUGGAGUUGCUAAGGUUGUUGAUGGGAACGAUAAAGCAGGAAAAUCAAUGUCGGUUAUUGCGGGCUCAUGUGGUUAUAUCGCUCCAGAAUAUGCAUAUACAUUACGGGUGAACGAAAAGAGCGAUAUCUACAGCUUUGGUGUUGUAAUUCUCGAACUGGUAACUGGAAAACUUCCAGUUGACCCAGAGUUCGGAGAAAAAGACCUGGUCAAGUGGGUCUGCACCACGUUAGACCAGAAAGGUCUUGACGUGGUGCUCGACCCAAAACUUGACUCAUGUUUCAAGGAAGAAAUAUGCAAAGUGUUGAAUAUUGGGCUCUUAUGUACAAGCCCACUUCCUAUUAAUCGCCCAUCAAUGAGAAGAGUUGUGAAAAUGUUGCAAGAAAUCGGGUCGGUAAAUCCUAUGAAAUUUGGGUCAAAAGACGGGAAAUUAACGCCAUAUUAUUAUGAUGAUGUGUCGGAUCAUGGUAGUGUUGUUUGAAGUCUUGUGGGAUUGAUCUGUUUCUUGAUGCAGUGAUGAGUUGUACGGUACAAGUUGUCGUGCGGUUGUUUCGGGAGAUUGGUUUCCGUUUAUGGAUGUUGAAAACGGGUUGUGGGCCGGGUCUCUUUUGUUGUAAAUCCUUGGGUUUUUAGUGCAUUGACGAGUUGUACUGUACAAUCAAUGGAAGCAUGAAAGAGGGUAGGAGUUGUUGGGUUUUGGUGUGGAGAGGGAUAAUGAGUUUUGGUUUGUAAGGUGAAUUAUGUAAUAGUUAGGAAAUAUACAAGUGUUGGCAUU
Lactuca virosa is the source of this 3747-nucleotide messenger RNA. NCBI's taxonomy places the organism in Eukaryota, Viridiplantae, Streptophyta, Magnoliopsida, Asterales, Asteraceae. The record is from the annotation of a GenBank genome assembly.